AUGUCUUACCAAGAGCAGCAGUGCAAGCAGCCCUGCCAGCCUCCUCCUGUGUGCCCACCUCCAAAGUACCCAGAGCCUUGUCCUCCUACAAAGUACUCAGAGCCUCGUCCUCCUCCAAAGUGCCCUGAACCUUGUCCUUCCCCAACGUGCCCAGAGCCUUGUUCUCCUCCAAAGUGCCCUGACCCAUGCCCCCCUCAGCCAUGCCAGCAGAAAUGCCCUCCUGUGCAACCUCCUUCACCCUGCCAACAGAAGUGCCCACCCAAGAACAAGUGA
Molecule: messenger RNA, 273 nt
Organism: Microtus oregoni (creeping vole)
Lineage: Eukaryota; Metazoa; Chordata; Mammalia; Rodentia; Cricetidae
Product: small proline-rich protein 2D-like
Exons: 1
Coding region: 1-273 (90 amino acids)
Cellular component (GO): cornified envelope
Source: RefSeq, a predicted model, not a curated record